GAACCUGCAAAGCAGACGACGACAGCAGCUGACUGCAGCGCGACUAGGCCAGUCAUGAAUUCUCGGCGCAAGCAGAAGAACGGCGUAAGCGCUUACGAAAGCGUGCAAGACGUCCGGAAAGCCAGGAACGCACGAGAAAGAUUUCGUCACAGAACUGUGAUGCGGCGCCUUGAUGAUCUUGUCUCCCGUGUUCCACUUAAGAAAGAUGUCUUCAAAACCAAGGCAUCCCAACUCAGGAGGGCAGUCGAGUACUUCCACUACCUGGAACACACUAUCGAAGCCAUCUGCGAAGAGCGAGACAUUCCCUUGCCACGAGACUACCAGAUGUUCCUGGCAAAUCGAAGUUGCCUGUCAGGAGAAAGCAGCGAGCGUCCCACAACCCGUGUACAAAGGGCGACUGCUUCUAAAGAGGUGCCCUGCACCCAAGUGAAACCUAGCUGUGACGAAGCGCUUGUCCCGGACCUGCAGUUCCCGCCAGACAGUGACGUCAGCUUUGAGCAAGAGACACACGAGUGGGAAAUUUACGGCAUAUCGCAGGAGGACUGGAUGGCUGCGGGAUCGUCACAGCAGAGCACUCCAGCAACCCCUGACCAAGCAGUUCCGACAGGGCCAAAAAAGACCUUCGUGGACGUCGUCUACGACAGCAUAGCGUCAGCACCACUGAAGGAAGCGCCUGAAUAUUUUGUCAUCUCUGCCGCUGGCGACGUGACCUCUCUAGGGAAAUUGCCGUGACAGCCUAAACAUUAAUGCAUUUGACCAAAUGCCAGGUGAAGCUUUUAGGAGGCAGCCUGAUUCCACUUCUGUUGUUUGAUUGCCUUAGUCACUAGUGGACGUUUUGUCUGUUUUUAAUAUUUCCUUUGGGAUCCUGGUGAUAAUUUUUCUAUAUUGGUGUUUCUGUUCACGCUAUGUCUACAGUGAGCUGCAUUUCUUUUCUGACAGUUUUAAAAGAUCUAGAGCAUACCGCUGCUUCGUUCUUACUCAAAUUUUGUAGUAAGACAUUGCAUUUCUUGGUCUGCGUCUUUCGUUAGCACGCUUGGCAUCAUUUAUUGCCCGAAUUGUCUCAGCUUUUAAUUUCCAACAGGCAGGAACCUACAUUCCUGCGGCAGCUUCGCUUCUCUGAUGGCAAUGUGCAAAUGCAUUGGUUGUUUUACAUUUUUUUAACUGAAAAACAAACAAGAAUACCAAGUGCUUUACCGAAUGAUGCAGACCAACAAAUGCAAUUGUGUCGCAAAAUCUGAGUGAGAACAAAGCAUCUACACUUGUAAAACCGGCUUUUAAGGAUUUUCGAAUAAAAGCGCGAGUCACCGUAAAGCAUAGCUGUAGCUCGUUACUUAAUGCAGGCUGUGUUUGUAUCUUUAGAUUAUUGUACAGCUUAUUCUAGUUUCCUUAUCUUUUGAUGUUUGGAUGCUCAGCUUUCAUGAAGAAUAUUUUAUCUUUAAGAUUGUUAUAUCACUUGUCACAUUUUAGCUUUUCUUAUCUUUAGAUUUUGUAGACACAAAUGUUUCAUGCAGCAAAGGCUGGUUGCGUACUGCACAUAUAUGCAACGUCUACUGAUUCGCACGUAGUUCAAUGUGUUUAUUGAGAUCCAUGUUCUAUAUUGAUGUGGUUCCACGUAUUGUACAGAUGCAUUGUGGGUUUGCUGUACUCUUCCUUGUACAGGAGCAUCCUUUUUAGAGGAUGACAACUUUUUUCGACUUUAUUUUUUUUAUACCUCUAGCACACAUAAAUGCGAGAUGCAAUUCUGUGAUGUGGUGAUUUGUGAAGGGUUUGAUGGCGUGUAUGUGUUUCUUGUGGCAAGUUUGGUGACUCCUUAUCCCAAUGGGACAACUUAUUCUUAUUUAAGCAUUGGUUGGACCAUAUAUUGUAAAAAGUAGGUAAUUCAAAGGUAGCCACUGAUAUAGCCAGGUAGUCGCCUAGUACUGUCAUUACCUGGCUUAGUGUUGAAUAUGUAUUUAUGGUUUCUCUGACGAACGUUCCUGUGCAGCUGGUUGACUAUGCGCACUUUUUAAGCUGUCCUUCAUUCAUUAUUUAUUGCACAUUCAUUUCUAGGAAUAUUUUACGCUGUUAUAAGUACAUAAAGUGCACCUCAGUGUUGAAACUUUAUGUAGUAUACGAUAUCUCUAACGAAAGUUCCUUUGUAGCUUGUUGAGUUCACACAGUUUUUUAAGCUGUCCAUCUUUAAUUAUUUAUUGCACAUUCAUUUCUAGCAAUAUUUUACAGUGUUAUAUUUAUAUAUGUAAAGUGUAUAUAAGUGUUGAAACUGUAUCUAGUAUAUUAUAUCUCUGACAAAAGUUCCUUUGUAGCUUGUUGAGUGUACACAAUUUGUUAAGUUGCCCUCCUCUAGUCAUUGCACGUUCAUUUUUAGAGCCUUUAAAACCUUCUCUUUGGUUUCAAGCCAGUAGAAGUCUUUUGUCCAUUCUUUGCAAGCUGGCACAAAAUUUACUUUCAUGUCGAUUGGUUUCUGAAAGGAACUGCGGCAUAAAAUGCAGUUCGAGGUGAUGACAGGGUUUUCUUGUCUUUAAAAAUGUGCCCAUGACUCUACACGUGUUUGGCACAGUCGCGUGAAAUGUAAAGUAGUUCACUUCCUGGCAACCAGGCAAUUGUUGUGCAAGUUAUAUGUUUUGUCAGUUUCCUGCUCAAAAUAAUUUAUGAAAUGUGUGUUACUAUUUAUAGGCUACUGUGUAAUUUAUUUAUUAAGAAUAAAUUUGUA
Messenger RNA from Dermacentor silvarum, 2710 nucleotides. RefSeq lists its product as uncharacterized. The coding region runs from base 55 to 732 and encodes 225 amino acids. The transcript is spliced from 6 exons. Gene Ontology annotation, molecular function: protein dimerization activity. The record is from RefSeq and is a predicted model, not a curated record. Lineage: Eukaryota; Metazoa; Arthropoda; Arachnida; Ixodida; Ixodidae.